Gastrolobium bilobum is the source of this 549-nucleotide messenger RNA. RefSeq names its product pectinesterase inhibitor-like. The transcript has a single exon. Gene Ontology annotation, molecular function: pectinesterase inhibitor activity. The record is from RefSeq and is a predicted model, not a curated record. NCBI's taxonomy places the organism in Eukaryota, Viridiplantae, Streptophyta, Magnoliopsida, Fabales, Fabaceae. Gene Ontology annotation, biological process: negative regulation of catalytic activity. The coding region runs from base 1 to 549 and encodes 182 amino acids.
AUGGUUCAUUUCUCUGUUAGAUCUUGCUUGAUUUUUGUCUCUGUGUUGGCAUAUCUUUUACUUGUUGAGUCUUCCAAUAGAGUUGUGGAAGUAAAUGUCAUCUGCAAUAAAUCCGAAAAUCCUUCAUUUUGUUUAAGCCUCCUUAACUCGAAGCCUGGUGGAGCAGUUGGUGAAGAUCUCGUUAACCUUACGCGAUACACCAUUGAUGUAGUUCGUGCCAAUGUCACCAACACAAUCAAAUAUAUCAAUCGGUUGAUCAAAAAUAGUACUAGUGAUCCUAAGGCAAGAGAGCAUUACCAAGUGUGUUUGUCACAAUUCAAUUACGCCCUUGAUGCUGCCGAGUAUACUCAACAAAUGUUAAAUUCGAGAAAUUACCUUAACGUGCACGUGGCUGCAAGUGAUGUCAUGACAAACGCUGAUUUGUGUGCUUUAGGACUGUCAUCGUCAAAUCCUCCAUUUCAUGAUGCAUCCUUGCUUUCCAAAUAUGUUUCUAUUGUCGACCAGAUUGUUCAGAUAAUUCUCAUUAUGACAAAUUAUCUGAUUCGUUAG